Molecule: messenger RNA, 3459 nt
Organism: Haliotis rufescens (red abalone)
Lineage: Eukaryota; Metazoa; Mollusca; Gastropoda; Lepetellida; Haliotidae
Exons: 18
Coding region: 165-2849 (894 amino acids)
Biological process (GO): regulation of mRNA stability involved in response to oxidative stress
Cellular component (GO): cytoplasm; nucleus; post-mRNA release spliceosomal complex
Molecular function (GO): mRNA binding
Source: RefSeq, a predicted model, not a curated record
CGCGAAUACGGUGUUUGUAGCAUGUGCUGUCGUAGAGCAUACUCUUCAUCCCCGCUCGAACGCACUUGGUUUGUAAAAGACAUUUCUCUUUCUCUGGUAUAUUGGCCAAGGGAUCUAGUGGCAGCGUAUUGACGGUGUAGAGAUAUAAACAGAGGGGCACUGCUAUGGCAGACUAUGACGACCUUGAGGACAAUCUGUACCGAAGGCUUUCACAAGGAAGAGUUGCACGACGGGACGAUUACGAGGACAGAGUGUCUGGUUAUGGGUUCGACGAUGGCUCUGGGAGAGGUGGCAGAAGAAGUCUGGAGAGGCAGCCAAGGGACUGGAGAGACGAUGACUUGGACGACAGGUCACCGAACCUGAGAGACAGGUCAUGGGACGCCAGGUCAAGGGACACGAGGUCAAGGGACGAUAGGGAUUGGGAUGAAGGAUUAGGAGACAGGAGAGAACCUGAUUAUGAUCGGAGGUCUGGGGAUAGAGAUCGGGAUCAGAGGUACAUGAGGAGGAGUGAUAGAGAUUUUGAUGACGGUUUUGGUGACCCAAUAGAUCAGGAUCUGAUGUCAGAUGAUCCUAGAGAUUGGGGUGAGAUGCACCAUGACGAGAUGUCCGUUGAUGACUUGGACUGGAAUAUUCAUCCUGUGAGAGAGGGAAGAGGACACUCUUUCAUCCCUGGGGAGGACGAUCUGGACACACAAGGGCGACGUGACAGAUCUAUGCGAGCAGGUAGACAUCAAGGACAUCAGGACCAACCAUGGGCGCCUGAAGAAGAGCCUGUACUUCCAUUUGGCAGUACGAUGGAGGAAUGGAACGAGUUGAAGUCGGACGUCCCCACCAAGACAAUCAUGCUCAGUGGUCUCCCAAGAAUAACAAGAGAGUCAGAUGUGUACCUUGUGCUCCAAGGCUUCCAUCAUGAAAUCAAGGAUCUGCAGAUAGAGACAAGUCAAACAGGCAAUCAUGAUGGGGUUGCCUUCAUCGACUUCUUUGAAGUAAAGCAGGCAGUUCAAUGGAUGGGGAAAAUCCAGACGGAAGGACAGGGAUCAGUCGAGAUCUUGAAGUGCGAGGUGAAGGCUGUGUACAGCUCACUAGUCCUCCAGUCCACGAAAACUGUGUUCACCUGGAGGAAAUGGGCCUCCACGGUGCCCACAGACACCCUCGUGGUUUGGAACAUCCCACCCAAUAUUGGAUUCAAAGCUAUUCGUGAUGAGAUUACACUGUUGGGAGUUCGACCAAUUAAAGUAAUGGUAAUGAAGUGUAAUGAUACUGGUAAAAGCAGAGAAUAUGGCAUUAUUGGAUUUCAAAGCGUUGCUGAAGCAUAUAAAUUUAUGGAUAUUACAAAGGGUGUGAUUGAGCUGACAGAAAGAACAAUGCUGGCCAUGUACAGCUCUGGUGGUAAACAGGAUAAAAACUUCACUGCUCCUGCACACAGCAUCAAGACCGUCAACAAGAAAAGCACAGAGAACACACAGAUGCCGGGAGGAAUGGAAGGAGGUGGUGAAGGAAACGAUGGGGAGGGGGAUGAAGAAAAGGAUGGGAUUGACAGUGAAGGGGGUGGGAAGCUGAACACCAAGGGAACCACCUCCAAGACUCUGUAUGUUGCCAAUGUGCCCAGCGACGCCUCAUGGAAGAACAUUAAACUAGUGUUCCAGUUGGCUGGAGAGGUACUCAAGGUUCAAAAGAACGUGAACUCCAACUUUGCAAUUGUGAGGUUCAAGACAACAGAAGAGGCUGUACAAGCCAUUUCCAUGUUUGAUGGGCAAAAGUUGUUUGACUGCACGAUGAAAGUCAGCUUUUACACUUCUAAAGAACGAGCCCCUGUUGUCAAGGCACUUCCAACUGGUUCUAAAUCACAAGAUCCAGGUCUUGAUGCUUGUGAUGAGCCUUCGGACAACAUCCCACAGACAAGUACGUUAUCUAUGAUAACAGAAAACAUUACACAGAACGACCAACAGAGUCCAAAAAAUAGCAUGGACAUAGUUCUAAUAGGGACAAAGCGAUUCUUCUAUGAACCUUCAACGGAUAAGUACUACAAGAAAAAGUUGUUGAGAAAGUGUCCAGUUCCUACCUGUGGACUGAAGAAGCCUCAGAAUUGGAAGAACCUGUCCAAACACUGGUUAAUGGCGCACACGCCCACAAAGAGGAAGUACAGCUGCCCCAUCGAGGGAUGCAAGCAGACUUCACCUUUCAGUGUGACACAGCUCCGCUUGCAUCUCCCAGCUGAGCAUCAUGUCAGCAAACAAGAUGUGGACCAAAAAGUCCAAACAGCAAAAGUUCAUCUUGUACCAAAUGAGAAAUUCUGUGAUCCAGGAAAUAUUGUCCUGCCACGUCCCACUCAGGCCAAGGGACCACAAAUUAAAAUCCCGCAGACCCAAUGCCCAGUGGAAAACUGUCCUCACUCGUACACAACAAUGGCAAGCAUGCAGCAACACUGGUCCAACUACCAUCGUGCGUCGGUGAAGAUGUACUGCUGCAAUCUGUGUAACGACGUGAUGAAGGGCAAGUCCCUCAUACAGCAGCAUCUCGAGAAGAAGCACGCUGUGGACUUCCAUGACAGCCGCUGGAAGCUGGUGGAGUGGGAGAACCAGCAGUUCAUCGACCCAGGGGAUGUGAUCCCCUUCUGGAACCUCUACACCACCAAGGAGGACGAGAUGAGUCGGCAGCAGCUGGAGAAGGAGCUGGGCAAGGACUUUCCACUGGUGGACAUUCCAAUGCAGGAGUUGGAGAGGAGUGGCCCGGGCCUGUAUGACUUCUAUGAGUGGACAGAGAACUACAUGCACAGACUUCAGGUUGCUCAAAAAUAUGCCCUGGAGGAUCUUCAAAAACUUACACGCAGAGCUUUGGAAGAGAAUUAAAAUUCAUAUUCAAGGAAGAAUGUUCUGUGAGAGCUUCUUAACUUGAAGUAAUAUGGGUCUGUUUGUCCAUAGUUUGAGACAAGCCGAGUGCAGACGUAGUGCUGCCCAGACAACAAAGCAGAGUAUCAUCUCUCCAUUUGAUUCAGAUAAAUACUCUGGGCCCACUUGCACAAAGCAAUCUUACCACUACAACUAUUGUAAGCCUAUGUUAAAGUAUGGGAGUUACAAUCAUCUUAGCGCUAAGAUCGCUUUGUGCAAGUGGGCUCUGGACUCAUUCACCACCACAGCCUCAUUCUGGAAGUGGUGCCUCAGGAGUGGUGGCUAUUUAGCUUCGCCUAUUUCCAAUCGGACUCUAACUGAACUUGUGGCUAUUGGGUCCAGGGUAUUUAUCUGAAGAGAAUGGAAAGAUAUUACCCUGGAUAAAUGAGGAUGAUGCAAAGCAACAUUAAUGAUUUAUAUAGCUAAUGAAUGGAGUUAACAAGAUAUUACUGUAUGUCGUAUGUGCAUGUGGUUUGAGAUUGUCACUUUGCAUGGCAGACAUGUGAAAGGUCUAUAAUACAUGUUUACCCUGUUUAUCAUGUGUCUUUGAAAUAAAAAUAAAUAAUCUUAC